CUGUGUCAGGUGUGUGUGAGUGACACCACACCCACCGUCUCUAGGAGGUUAAGCCCCAUAAUGAUGCCUCCCCGCAAACAAAGCGGGCUACUGAGCCGGGCUGUCAUGCUGCGAGUCUGUGUACUGUAGAUAAACCGGGUAAUUGGGUUCUCCGCCUCCUCAUCCAAAACAAAUCCUCACAAAGGCCCGCCUGCGCCCUGGAGGGAGUCUGAUUCCCUGGCGUCUGGGGAUCGGGUGUGCCCCCACCCCGAUUUCGCCCGAUCUGAGGCCAAGGGCGGAGCGUGGACGCCACCCCUAACGCUGAGGCUUGAGAAGCUGGGAAGUCCCGGCCAGCGUCAGCGUCGGGCUGGAACCAGCGCGAUGGAGACUGCAAGAGGGGCCGAAUAGCCCGCCCCGCCCUGCCAUGGAGGUACCCAACGUCAAGGACUUCCAGUGGAAGCGUCUGGCCCCACUGCCCAGCCGCAGGGUCUACUGCUCCCUUCUGGAGACUGGGGGGCAGGUGUAUGCCAUCGGGGGAUGUGACGACAAUGGUGUCCCCAUGGACUGCUUCGAGGUCUACUCCCCGGAGGCCGACCAAUGGACCGCCCUGCCCCCGCUGCCCACAGCCCGGGCUGGGAUGGCAGUCACUGCCCUGGGGAAGCGGAUCAUGGUGAUUGGGGGAGUGGGUACCAGCCAGCUGCCCCUGAAGGUCGUGGAGAUGUACAGCAUCGAUGAGGGCAAGUGGAAGAAGCGCAGUGUGCUGCGGGAAGCUGCCAUGGGCAUCUCGGUCACGGCCAAAGAUUACCGAGUGUAUGCAGCAGGCGGGAUGGGCCUGGACCUCCGUCCACACAACCACCUCCAACAUUACGACAUGCUCAAGGACAUGUGGGUGUCGCUAGCUCCCAUGCCCACCCCACGCUAUGCUGCCACCUCCUUCCUCCGAGGCUCCAAGAUCUAUGUACUGGGGGGACGGCAGUGCAAGUACGCGGUCAAUGCCUUCGAGGUCUUUGACAUUGAGACCCGCUCCUGGACCAAGUUCCCCAACAUCCCCUGUAAGCGAGCCUUCUCCAGCUUCGUGAACUUAGACAACCGCCUGUACAGCCUGGGAGGCCUCCGGCAGGGGCGUCUCUACCGGCAGCCCAAGUUCCUUCGCACCAUGGACAUGUUCGACAUGGAGCAGGGGGGAUGGCUGAAGAUGGAACGCUCUUUCUUCCUCAAGAAGCGGCGGGCAGACUUCGUGGCUGGCUCUCUGAGUGGACGGGUCGUGGUAGCCGGCGGACUGGGGAAUCAACCCACCGUCCUGGAGACAGCGGAAGCCUUCCACCCAGGCAAGAACAAAUGGGAGGCCCUGCCCGCCAUGCCCACACCGCGCUGUGCCUGCUCCAGCAUUGUCUUCAAGAACUGCCUGCUGGCCGUGGGAGGUGUCAGCCAGGGUCUCAGUGAUGCUGUGGAAGCCCUGUGCGUUUCUGAUUCCUAGCGGGUCAUGGCUCUUUGCUCUCCACGUGAGCAGGCUCUGUCAAGGUUAAGGCAGGGAUGGUCCACUUGCAAGGUCAGUUCCUGGGGCUCUGGCUGAUCCUCAGCCCAUGCAAACCCUCCCAGCCCCAGAACGCUGGCCACAGUGCACACUUGUUCUACCAAGCCCAGGCUAGAGCUGGGCUGCUGUCCAGGCAGAAUCUUUGUUUCCUGUUCCUGCCUGUAAAGGCAGCUCUGGCCCCAGCGGCUGAGCUGCUAUUGCUGCCCACUCUGUCCCCUGGCAUUGCACCACUUGAAAAUGUAUUGGACGAACAACAGGGAAAGAUGGCAGGGAUGGCCAGGUCCUUUGUCCUGCCUUGGUCAGUAUCCCCUCCCUGGGUGGUCGCAGUCAACCCCCUUCCCCUCUCCCUAUCACCUCGUCUGCUUGGCUGGAAUUGGACUUGAAACCAGGGGCAGCUGCACUGGGAGAGAUGCUUCGGCCUCAGGGGCUUCCCCUGGGGGUCCCUGCCAGGUGCAUGAAAAUGGGGGAAGAAGCACCUUGCUCGUGUUUGCACC
Messenger RNA from Ochotona princeps (American pika), 2007 nucleotides. It is a transcript of the gene KLHDC8A, whose product is annotated as kelch domain containing 8A. Bases 404 to 1456 code for a protein of 350 amino acids. NCBI's taxonomy places the organism in Eukaryota, Metazoa, Chordata, Mammalia, Lagomorpha, Ochotonidae. The transcript is spliced from 6 exons. The record is from RefSeq and is a predicted model, not a curated record. Gene Ontology annotation, molecular function: protein binding.